AAGCUCGUAUCCCACUUCCCACAUUUUCUCUCUCCCCAAACGCCAUUUUCCCUUCCCUUUCCAGACUUUUCCAUCUGCUUGUGAGUUGCCAUCAGGCAUUGGCCUUUCAAUCCUAUGGCGGAUAUAGCAAAGUACAUGCCCAUCAAUGGCGGAACAGCCGUCGCUACUGACUGUAAGAACCUCUUUUCGAUCAUCAAAACGAGAAAAACCGUGGCUUUCUUCAUGUUUGCCUUUGUCGGUUUCACUGUUUUCUUAGCCUUUUGCCCUUCUUCAAACUCUUCUUCUCCUUGGGUUUCCAGCAUCUUUUCUGCUAGUUCAUCCACUUCUACAACUGCCGGCUCUCAUAGAUCUCAAUUUCCUUCCCUCUUUAAUUUCUUUUCUCCCAACACUUCUUCUCCACUUCAACAACAAAGCAUUAACUUCACUUCUAAUAACCAUACCAAAUCUUUUAAUGAAACCCGGUCUUUCAGCGAAAACAAUCUACUCCCUAGUUCGAGAAACACAACUUUUUUGCCUCCCAACACAAGUUCAAACAAAACCCAAAGUUCAGUUUUGCAUGCAAAUCAGACCAAAGCUGCUUCUCCCAAUCUUAAUGGAAAUCCACCUAUCACAAGCAACCAGGCUGAGAAGAAAGAGAAUUCCGAUAAACAUCAAGUUUUGCAGGUGAAUCAGACUACAACAGUCAAUGAAAAAACGCCGGCGGUAGCUGUAGCUAACCGGAGUAGAAAUUCUCCGGCCAAAUCUGAUUCGUCCGACAAGAUUAAUCAGACUGUAACAGUGACUAAAAAAACUCCGGUGCUCGCUAACGUGAGCAGUAAUUCUCCGGCCAAAUCUGAGAAAAGUGCAGCUAAAAAAGGAGUGGCGACAAAUAUCACGGCUUCACCGACGAAGAAACAGUGGAACGAGAAAAAAGAGGGUGACGGGAGUGGUUCAGAGCUGUCAGCUAAACAGGGGAUUGAGAGUUUGAUUGAAUCUUUGAUGAAUUGCGAUUUGUUUGAUGGAGGAUGGGUGAGGGAUAAUUCGUAUCCGCUUUACAAACCAGGCUCUUGUUCAUUUAUUGAUGAACAGUUUAAUUGUAUUAUCAAUGGAAGGCCUGAUAAAGAUUAUCAGAAACUGAAAUGGAAGCCUAAAGGCUGCACUUUGCCAAGAUUGAAUGGUGUUCACAUGUUGGAGUUAUUGAGGGGGAAGCGUCUCGUUUUUGUCGGCGACUCACUGAAUAGGAACAUGUGGGAAUCUCUAGUUUGCAUUCUGAGAAAUGCCGCAAAAACACCACAAAAUGUUUAUGAAGCUCAUGGAAGAAGCUACUUUCGAGGGGAAGCUUCGUAUUCGUUCAUAUUCAAAGAUUAUAACUGCACUUUGGAGUUCUUUGUAUCUCCAUUCUUGGUCCGAGAAUGGGAAAUGCCGGACAAAAAUGGAGCAAAGAAGGAGACAUUGCGGCUUGAUCUUGUUGGAAAAUCGUCUAAUCAAUAUAAAUCGGCUUAUAUCCUCAUCUUCAAUACGGGGCAUUGGUGGACUCAUGAGAAAACUUCCAAAGGGAAAGAUUAUUACCAAGAAGGUAGUCAUGUUUAUGAUGAACUCAAUGUUCUUGAGGCGUUUAGGAAAGCAUUGACAACGUGGGCUAGAUGGAUUGAUGCCAAUGUAAAUCCAAUGAAGACUAUGGUGUUCUUCCGGGGUUAUUCUGCUUCUCAUUUCAGUGGGGGGCAGUGGAAUUCAGGAGGAGCAUGUGAUAGUGAAACCGAGCCGAUCAAGAACGAGACAUAUUUAACGGCAUAUUCGUCGAAGAUGUUGGUGUUAGAGUCGGUGCUGAAGGGGAUGAAAACGCAUGUCAGCUAUCUCAACAUUACUCGGUUGACUGAUUUCCGAAAGGAUGGCCACCCAUCAGUUUACCGAAAGCACCCAAAGCAGAAACUGAGUGAGGACGAAAGAAAAGCACCUCUAAAAUACCAAGACUGCAGCCAUUGGUGCCUUCCUGGCGUACCGGAUUCGUGGAACGAGCUUCUCUAUGCCGAGCUCCUCGUAAAAGAAAACAAGAUGCGACAACAUAAAAGGAGAGCUAGGUAAAAAAUUAAAACUUACGAACUUAGGUUAUUUUAUUUAUUGUUUCCCUUACACUUUGAAAUAGUAGAAACAAAGAAAGAGAAGUAAGAGAGUAGAUUAAAAUCUGAAAAAAAGGAAGAUUGUAGAUUACAUUGAGCUCUUUUCAUGGUAAUAAAUUUUCCUUGUUUAUAGAAAA
Messenger RNA from Hibiscus syriacus, 2233 nucleotides. RefSeq names its product protein trichome birefringence-like. The transcript is spliced from 5 exons. Gene Ontology annotation, cellular component: Golgi apparatus. Gene Ontology annotation, molecular function: O-acetyltransferase activity. Lineage: Eukaryota; Viridiplantae; Streptophyta; Magnoliopsida; Malvales; Malvaceae. The record is from RefSeq and is a predicted model, not a curated record. Bases 115 to 2061 code for a protein of 648 amino acids.